AUGUCGACGCCUACGACGGCCGUGGCCACGCUUCCCCCGUCUAAUUAUUACGCUCACCACAGUCCGCAUCACCAGUACGCGCACCCGCACUCGAACCACCGGUCCGGUGUCUCCGCAAACUAUCGCUACGUUGCCAACCAUAACUCGCCCUCGUCCGCGACGAUUACGACAGCAACGGCCCCGUCUGCCUCCAGCGGCUCCUCGACAAUCCCUCAGCCGCUCUCCGUCGUACCUAACCACGGUGGUGCUCCCGUUGCACCCCAUCUACAGUCCUCGUUGGGAGGCUAUCCUCUGACUGUGGAUGGCGUGAACCAGCAACCUUCCGCCCCCCGUCCACCACCCCACGCUUCCUAUCGAAAUAGCGACUACACGUAUUCCACUGCUGGCGUGGCUGUUGAUUCUUCGAGGAAUCAACCUGCCCAAUUCAACGGGUACGGCGCACCAGAAAUGGCCGACCCACCAACCAAGAAGCGUCGACGAUCUCAGGGCCCCGACUGGGACACCUUCUACCAAAAUGGCCUCCCCAAGGAAGUCAUUGUCAUUCCCGAUGAUACUCCAGAGCCAGAGCAGAACAAUAGCCGGAAGACCGGCAACGGCAAUUCGAGUCGGAUCAAUGGCCACAUUGAUGUGACGUCUUCUCAUUCAAGUGGGACCGCCAAUACAUCGGCCGUACGCCAGCCCGCCAAGAAGCGCCGCAAAGAGGAUGAGGUCGACAAGACGCAAAGCCAAAAGUAUCGCCUUCAGCAUCCUAGCUCGCAUGGCAACACGCCGGCGGGGGCUAGCAUAUCGAGUGAUGGCACGACUUCGGCCCUCAACACCACGGCUGCCACAUCGUUAUCUUCGAAUGGAUACCUGGACGACUUGUCUUUACCACAGAAGCGGAAGAGGACGCGGCAGCAGGUCGCCAACGAGGCUAAGCGCAGGGAUACGGAUGUUCUCGGCAGCCGCAUGCUCACCUACAAGCCUCCGGCACAACCUGUGAAGAAAGCACCUGAUGUACGAGUGCGUGCUGUUCCCGACACCCGCCUCAAGGGCACCAAGGUCGAUGACGAUGACGGCCAUUACAUUAUAGUCCCAGAGGCUCCUCUAACCGACCGAUACUACAUCAAACGGCUACUGGGACAAGGAACCUUUGGCAAAGUUGUUCUUGCGCAUGACAUCAGUCGCAAAAAGGACGUUGCUAUCAAAAUCAUCCGGUCUGUCCAGAAAUACCGCGAUGCUUCUAAGAUCGAGCUGAGGGUUCUUGCGACUCUCAAGGCAAAUGACGACGAGAACCGCAACCGAUGUAUACAUCUCCGAGAUUGCUUCGAUUUCUGUGGGCACAUCUGUAUCGUCAUGGACCUUCUCAGUCAGAGCGUCUUUGACUUUCUCAAAGGCAAUGGAUUUGUUCCAUUUCCCAACAGUCAGAUCCAGAGCUUUGCUCGACAGCUAUUCACUAGCGUUGCUUUCCUCCAUGAUUUGAACCUGAUUCACACGGAUCUGAAACCCGAGAACAUUUUACUUUGUGACGCUCAAUAUCAGACUUUCACAUACAACCGGCGGAUUCCGUCCUCAUCCACAAAUAUCAACCGCACUGCUGCACAACGGCGAGUGCUGCUGGACACAGAGAUUCGACUCAUCGACUUUGGAUCUGCUACCUUCCAAGACGAGUACCAUUCUUCGGUCGUGUCAACGCGGCAUUACCGUGCCCCGGAGAUUAUUCUCGGCCUGGGCUGGUCAUAUCCUUGCGAUAUCUGGAGUAUUGGAUGCAUCCUAGUCGAGUUCUACACAGGAGACGCCCUGUUCCAGACACACGACAACCUGGAGCAUCUUGCCAUGAUGGAGGCAGUUGUAGGGCGCAAAAUCGAUUCGCACUUGGUGCAGCAGGUCAACAAAGGUUCCAGCCGGCACGGUGCUAACAGCGCUGCAAGAUACUUCAAGCGCUUGAAGCUGGACUACCCGAACGCCGAAACAACCCGAGGCUCCCGUCGAUUUGUGAAGGCGAUGAGGAAUCUUGACGAUGUGAUACCUACCACGACGCCAUUUAUGAGGAACUUCAAAGAUCUUCUGCGAAAGAUUUUCGUUUAUGAUCCAAGUCAACGCAUCACGGCUCAUCAAGCCUUGCAGCACGAAUGGUUCAAGGAGAUGGCACACAGCGAUGAUGGAACAGAAGCAGCGCGACUUCGCGUGCAGCGACUCACUUCGCGAGCGCAGAGACUCAACGAAGGGAGGUAUGCAGAGCAACAGACCUGGUAG
This is a messenger RNA of Emericellopsis cladophorae, 2235 nucleotides long. Its product is annotated as Dual specificity protein kinase-like protein. The transcript is spliced from 6 exons. Gene Ontology annotation, cellular component: nucleus. NCBI's taxonomy places the organism in Eukaryota, Fungi, Ascomycota, Sordariomycetes, Hypocreales, Bionectriaceae. Gene Ontology annotation, molecular function: ATP binding; protein kinase activity. The record is from RefSeq and is a predicted model, not a curated record. Bases 1 to 2235 code for a protein of 744 amino acids. Gene Ontology annotation, biological process: protein phosphorylation.